GCGGGGCCGCGCCGCGGCUGACGUCACCGCCGGCAGCGCCUGCACAUGGGCGCGCGGCCGGGGCGCGCGGCGCAGAGCGGGCGGCGGGAGCGGCGGUGCUGCGCGGCGGAGGAGGAGGCGCCUCUCCCGCUCCCCUGCUCCGGCGGCCUCCGGGUGCCCCUCGCCAGCGCCGCGCCGCUCCGCCGCGCUUCGCAGCGGGCCCCGCCAGAGGAAAGGAGAGGCAAGGGAAGGAGCCGCCGGCCGCCGCGCAGCAGCUGCCCCGAGGGAGAGCCCACCAUGUCGCGGCCGCUCCCGCUGAACCCCACCUUCCUACCUCCCACCUACGGGGUGCUGAAGUCCCUGCUGGAAAACCCCCUCAAGCUGCCGCUCGCUCACGAAGACGCAUUCGGUAAAGAAAAAGACAAAGAGAAGAAGUUAGAUGAUGACAGCACCAGUACCACAGUCCCUCAGUCUGCUUUCUUGGGUCCAACAUUAUGGGACAAGACACUGCCAUACGAUGGAGACACUUUCCAGUUGGAAUACAUGGACCUGGAAGAAUUCCUCUCAGAAAAUGGCAUUCCACCCAGCCCAAACCAGCAUGAGCAUAGCCCACACCAGUCAGGUCUCCAGCAAGCUACCUCAGCAUCACCUUCUGUCAUGGACCUCAGCAGCAGGGCUUCUACUUCAGUCCACCCAGGCAUGGUGUCGCAGAACUGCAUGCAGAGCCCGGUCAGACCAGGUCAGAUCUUGCCAACAAACCGAAACACACCAAGUCCCAUUGAUCCUGAGACUAUCCAAGUUCCCGUUGGCUAUGAACCUGACCCUGCAGAUCUUGCUCUUUCCAGUAUUCCUGGCCAGGAGAUGUUUGACCCUCGUAAGCGCAAAUUCUCUGAGGAAGAGCUGAAACCACAACCGAUGAUUAAGAAAGCUCGCAAAGUCUUCAUUCCAGAUGACCUGAAGCAGGAUGACAAAUACUGGGCAAGGCGCAGAAAGAACAACAUGGCUGCUAAGCGGUCGAGGGAUGCCCGCCGCCUGAAGGAAAACCAGAUCGCCAUCCGCGCCUCGUUUCUGGAGAAGGAGAACUCGGCUCUCCGCCAAGAGGUGGCCGACUUACGGAAAGAGCUGGGCAAAUGCAAGAACGUCCUUGCAAAGUACGAAGCUCGACACGGCCCCCUGUAAAUUCAAGGAGGGGGAGUGGGUUUUUUCUUUUUUCUUUUUUUUUUUUUUGUUGCAGGUUGGCAUUUGAAUAGAUGGACAAUGUGUUUCCUGUUUGAUAGCACCACACCCAAACCAACCUUUCUGUCUUCAGCACUUUACCAGAAGCAGAAACAAAACUGACUUACUUUAUUUUUUUUGUUUGCGUAUGCGUGUAUCUGCGUAUGUGUGCACACGUGUGUUCAUGUCUGUAUAUGUGUGCGUGUGCUUGUGUGUGCGUCUGUGCGUGCGUGUGUGUGUCUGUGCGUGCGCACGCGUCUCAGCACUUCCCAUUUUUACGAAGCCCUCUUCAAAGGGUGCCGCAUUUUUACCUGGACUGUUGAGAACCGCCAUAGUAAGCUUUUUAUUAUAUUUUUUUCAGUGCUGCUUCAGAUUAGGGUUUUUAUGUUAUUGUAACCAGUUCCAUCCUCCUGAUUUACUUGGAAAGAUCCCAGUAUAAAUUAUAAAAAAAGGAAAAAAAAAGAAAAAAGAAAAAAAAGUAGAUCUCAGUUUUUCGAGAGUAACAAGCUAUUGUUUAAGUAUGUCUAAUCAGAAAAGUUAACAUGCUAAUAAAGUGCACAAAUAAUAAUUAAUUUAGUACUACACUGCAGAAAUAUUAAUUUAUAGAUUGCUUUUGUUGUAUUUUAAGUUUUGGUGAUAAUUGUCUCAGAUUUAAAGUGCUGUUAGACUGAGUUAGCUAUACUCAUUAUAGAUCCCAUAAUGGCUUAUCUAUAGCUAUUAAGGUUCCUUUUCUUUCCACAGACCCCAGAUAGCUAGGAGUAAUAUUGAUAGACCACAGAGUGUGUAUUUUGCACUGUCUGUACCUGAAGCAAUAAUCCUAUUGUACGCUAGCGCGCAUGCUGCCCGGGUGUUCCUAGUGGACGUAGGAUGGUUUCCCUACCCAACAGGAGUUUUAAUGUCUUUAACAAAAAAAUUAAGACUUAAAAGACACAUUAAUGUGAGCAUGCUAAUUGUAUCCCUGCUACAGGGAGCGCAUGUAUAAGAAGCAGGAUAAUUAGUUGAAACAAGAACAAAAUUAAUAGUAUCAAAUCAGAUCCGAUGUUGAAAUCAGAGGGGCUUUUUUUUUGUUUUCAGUUAGUUCUGCAUUUCUUCAAGUUCCAUUUUGUGAUUAAAAAUUAAAUAAAUACCUACAUUCAGUUGUUUUUUUCCCAUGUUUUGUAAUAUAUUUUCUGUGGAUUAUAUCUUGCUGUUUAAAAAUCACUUUUAUUCAGUUAGAAGAAGUCACUGGUUUGCAAAGCCCAUCUUUCCUAGUGAUUGUUGUUUUGAGUGUGACAUGAACUGAUGGUUCUGAACUUUAUUAUGUUUCAAUCUCUCUAUUUGCUUUUGAACACGUAUGUUCUAAUAUAAAGUGGACUUCUGAAAAAUGAAUGUAAGAGACACUGGUGUAUUUCAGAAGGGGAUGGUGUUGUCAUAUACUGUGGUUAAUCCAAUCAAUCAAAGUGUUUACUAUAGACCAAAAGAAUAGAUAUUAUAAAAUGUAUAAAGUUUAUACAGAAUAAUUAUAGUAUGUUCGUUUUGUACAGUAUUUUUCAAGUACAAAUACUGACAAUGUAUUUUGAAAGACAUAUAUUAUAUAUAGCAAAAAGAAAAAGCUAUUCCAUGUUUAAAAUAUAUAGCAAAGAUAUAUAUUCUCCAAUAUUGUACAGAAAGGAAAUGCUUAGGGUUUUUUUUUUUUUUAAAUCUUUAAUAUUUUAAGCCUACCACUGGCACAUCGGUAUAUUUUGUGCUUUAAAUUAAAUUUUUAUGGAGGUAAUAUGGCUUUCCAGGGGGUUCCAUAUUACUAGAAAAGAGAGAUUUUAUUAUUUUCCAUGAGAAACACUUAAAGAAUCUGUUUAAUAGGGACAAAGCACAACACGUUUUAAUCAACUCUUGAUUGGACAAUACAAUAUUUUGUAAAGGCAGAAAAAUAAUAUAUAGUACAAAAAAACUCACAUUCAUUUCUAAUCUGCUGCUGCUGCUAGAAUUUGUUUCCAGCUGAAAGUUUUUUUUAUAAAUAGCUCUGCUCAUUUAUACAGUUGUAUGUACUGCAUACGUUUCUUAACAUGUGAGGAAAAUACGGUGCUACAUGUCUUGCUCACGGUUUUCUAAGUGUUUUGACAUUAUUUUCAAAUAAAAAGGUUGUUCAUUCCAUUAAAUCGCUAUUCAUGCUUCAGGAGAUUGUUACAGAGGACUUAACGUUUUGUUCAGCGUUAAAUAUAUCCUUGCAUCAAUGGCAUUUUUCCAGUAUUUUUCCUCAAACGUACCCGACUUGUCCGUGUCCCCUAAUGUGCAGUACUUGCCCGUGGACCAUUUAUUCAGUGCAUUGAAUUUCCAUGUGCUGCAGCAAAGUUUCAAGUUUAGCGAGUUAUUUUCUAAAGGUCAGUAUACGCCACUGGAUGCAAGGGUAGAGAAAUGAGGCUGAAAGUGUUUGAUACAAGUCAGUAUAUCCGCUAUAUCCACUAGGAAAGAAACCUUUUUUCUUUUUUCUUUGGCAUAGGUUUUUGCCAGUGGCAGGGUUCAGGCAGCCGGCCACUGCCAUGGAUACACUUUCAGCAGCAACAGAGCAAACUGCCACAGCAUUACAAUUGCCAUCGCUGUGAUUAUUCUUGGGGUGACACUUAAAUGGCAGAAAUUGUGGAUGUGCCAUCAUUAGCUGGUGCGUAAAUAGCUAGAACCAUUGGUGGGUUGCACUGUGACCACAAAACAUUCAUUAAAACAUAAAAGGCAGCUCGGAAGAAAUUACAGAGGAUUAUGUUGUUUCUUUUGGGCAGGGAAUGGUGGGAGGCGGUAGUCUAUAUAAGGCAGGUUUCAGGGAUGUAUUAAUCCACGGCGCAGGACUUGGACACUCACCUCUUUUACUGUGAGGGUCAGGUACCCUCGCUCAACUGAAAAGCUCACCCUCUUAAAAAAAAAAUAGAUGAGAAAUAUGUGUGGGAUAAAACUUGAAAAAAAUAUAUAUUUUUUUUCCAAACAAGGUGUCACCCCAGAAUAACAGUUAAAAAAAAUAAAUAAAUACAUAUAUUUGUCUCAUUUUCAGUUCGUAAGGACGGUUUAGCUGGGAUCAUCAGGCCUCUGAUGGCUUUGUUGCUCAUAAAGGAGCUCGUAGGUCUAUCAAAUUAUAAUUUUAUAAAAAAAGAAAUAUAUAUAUUUGCAGAAUAAUUAAUAGUGUCUCUACAUAAUUUGCUGACCUCGAUUAAACAAUAAGCAUUGGUAAAAUGCGUACAUAUUUUUUGCUGAAACGUAAAAGUGAAUUCUUUUUUUAAAAGAAAAGCCCUCUUAAAAAAAAAAAUAAAUUGAAUUUGAGACAUUUGUGAAUCCUAGCACCUUGGGCAUCUGCUUGGGAAAGUGUGCGGCGGGAGGGGUGGGGAUUUGGGUUUUUUUUUUUUUUUUUCCCCCUUUUUUUUUUUUUGUGGUGUGGUGCGAGAGUCACCAGCGCCACAGGAUUUAAGUUCUGACUUGAAUCCACAAAAGCAAGAAAUUCAAAAUGACAGGCUGAAGUCUGAGCUAGGCAUUAAGCUUAGCUUAUUUAGUUGUGCCUACACACGCGUGCACAAACGUUAUAUAGCUCUGCAGAAGCUGUAAGUUGACUGAGUGAAGUAGAGCCAAAAGCCCCCCCCCAAAUAUUUGAAUAUCUUGCAUCUGUGGGUUUGUAAUAGCCCCAAUUAUUGCUUUAAAGCUAUUUUUGCAUGUGAUUUACACUAGAGAUGCGCAGUUUAUUUUUAUUUUGUUGGGUUUUUUUUUAUGUGAAGAAAAAAAUUAUGUGUAUUAAAACUUGCAAGUGAUCAACCAUUGUAUUUCUGGCAACACCACAAGACAGCAUCUGUUUAAAUACAAGUUUAACAAAUAAGAUCAAAUUAAAUGUAUGACAUGAAAUGGAUUGCAUCCUGUAUGCUGUUCAGCCCAAAUCUUUUUUUUUGUCUGUUAUUCUUAAUGUUUAAUAAACUUUUAAAUUUUUCUUCUCUCA
Dromaius novaehollandiae (emu) is the source of this 5137-nucleotide messenger RNA. It is a transcript of the gene HLF, whose product is annotated as HLF transcription factor, PAR bZIP family member. NCBI's taxonomy places the organism in Eukaryota, Metazoa, Chordata, Aves, Casuariiformes, Dromaiidae. The transcript is spliced from 4 exons. Gene Ontology annotation, cellular component: nucleus. Gene Ontology annotation, molecular function: RNA polymerase II cis-regulatory region sequence-specific DNA binding; DNA-binding transcription factor activity, RNA polymerase II-specific. The record is from RefSeq and is a predicted model, not a curated record. Gene Ontology annotation, biological process: regulation of transcription by RNA polymerase II. Bases 46 to 1158 code for a protein of 370 amino acids.